UGUUUUCGAAUCUUCUUCUCUGUCUUUCUCAAUCUGCGCGAUUUGAUUCACCAUUUCUCUCGUCUCGUCUCUCUCAGAACUCGUUGAUUCAUCUUUACACCUACAUUGUUCAUUUCAUUCUACGCUCGGAUCUGAGAUUCUGCUUUUAAUUCUGGCUUUGAUUUUUUUGUUUCCGGGAGCCAUGGGGAGAAAGGCUGGGAAUUUGUACAUAAACCCGAAAAAGCUCGGGAAUAUGGCAAAACCGUGUAUGAAGGAAAUGGUAUCAUUCCUCAACUGUAUGGCGCUUAACCACAUCAAAGAUGAUAAGUGCGAGAAACAGAAGCAACUCCUAAGUGUUUGUAUGCACGGCCAGACGGAUAAUAAGAACAAGUCUUGGGGAAACAUUAACUACCAUUUGCAGAGGCUUACCAGAGGAAGGAAGUGAUAUAUAUAAGCAUGGAUCUUGUAUCCAUAGACCGAUAGAUUCCGUUGUUGAUCUCUUCAUUUGUUUCUUUGAGGUAUUAUUCUAUAUGUACAAGUUGUUGGCAUCUAGAAGACGAAACUUUCGACACAUUGCUCACCAAAAGAAAUGAUUUUUGGUCUCUUUCUUUUGCAAUAAUCAUCUCUUCUGAGUGAACUGAGUCAAGGCAGAAAGAAUCCGUUAAUGUUAAUGAUGUUUUGUCA
Messenger RNA from Camelina sativa (false flax), 663 nucleotides. RefSeq lists its product as uncharacterized. NCBI's taxonomy places the organism in Eukaryota, Viridiplantae, Streptophyta, Magnoliopsida, Brassicales, Brassicaceae. Gene Ontology annotation, biological process: mitochondrial translation. The record is from RefSeq and is a predicted model, not a curated record. Gene Ontology annotation, molecular function: structural constituent of ribosome.